CUCUCUCUCUCUCUAACAUUCUCUCUCUCUCUCUCUCUCUCUCUCUCUCUCUCUUUAUAUUCUCUCUCUCUCUCUGAAAGCUCUCUCUGUCUCUCUCUCUCUGCUUUUUCAGCUCUGUUGAUAGUCGUCGAUUCUCCUUCCAGGAAGAGGUUUUCUGUCAUAGCGUAUUCAUGUCGCAGGAGAAGGGUCGACCUUUGCCAAAGUUUGGUGAAUGGGAUGUAAAUGACCCUGCUUCAGCCGAGGGAUUUACUGUAAUCUUUAACAAGGCUAGGGAUGAGAAAAAAACAGGUGGCAAGCCUGACUCUCCAGGAAAGUCUGAAGUGCCGAUUAAAAGUUCAGUGGAUCCCACAAAGCCUCCAGUUAAGAAAUGGUUUUGCUGCGUGCUGAGCCCUGCUGCAGAACAUUGACAAGAUCUGCCUUCCAUGAAAGCCUCAAUGCCAGGGACAUUUAUCUUGUCCAGGCCCCAGGGGUUUCUCCCUUGAGAUGGAGAAGUUUGGAUAGUUGUCGAAGCCGUAAUAUGUCUUUUCUGGAAUUGUUUGUUGUGCUGUAAUACCCAAAGCUGUGGGGAAAAACAAAUCAUACCCUUUUACUGUAAUCUAUAUGGCUCAUUUUGGCGGUGAUUAUGAUUCUUAUUAGGGGACAAAAGUCUAUGAUUCUUCCUUUAUUUGCCCUUGUGCUGUUUUGGGGUAUAGGAUCUCCUUUUCUUGUAAAAUUUGCUUUCCCUUUCCAUUGUAUCCGCGAACCUACUUUGCUUGUGAAAUUUGUUACUUAAUUCUC
Molecule: messenger RNA, 777 nt
Organism: Punica granatum (pomegranate)
Lineage: Eukaryota; Viridiplantae; Streptophyta; Magnoliopsida; Myrtales; Lythraceae
Source: RefSeq, a predicted model, not a curated record